AUGUGCCCAUCCUACACCCCAGCUCACAAGGAUGUAUCAUCCAAACACCCAGCUUACAAGGAUGUUCCAUCCUACAUCCCAGCUCACAAGGAUGUGUCAUCCUACACCCCAGCUUACAAGGAUGUUCCAUCCUACAUCCCAGCUCACAAGGAUGUAUCAUCCUACACCCCAGCUUACAAGGAUGUUCCAUCCUACAUCCCAGCUCACAAGGAUGUGUCAUCCUACACCCCAGCUCUCAAUAAUGUGUCAUCCUACACCCCAGCUUACAAGGAUGUUCCAUCCUACAUCCCAGCUCUCAAUAAUGUGUCAUCCUACACCCCAGCUUACAAGGAUGUUCCAUCCUACAUGCCAGCUCUCAAUAAUGUGUCAUCCUACACCCCAGCUUACAAGGAUGUUCCAUCCUACAACCCACAUCACAAUAAUGUGUCGUCCUACACCCCAGCUCACAAGGAUGUGUCAUCCUACACCCCAGCUCACAAGGAUGUGUCAUCCUACACCCCAGCUGACAAGGAUGUUCCAUCCUACACCCCAGCUCACAAGGAUGCGUCAUCCUACACCCCAAUUCACAAGGAUGUGUCAUCCUACACUCCAGCUUACAAGGAUGUGUCAUCCUACACUCCAGCUUACAAGGAUGUGUCAUCCUACUCCCCAGCUCACAAGGAUGUGUCAGCCUGCACCCCAGCUCACAAGGAUGUGUCAUCCUGCACCCCAGCUCACAAGGAUGUGUCAUCCUGCACCCCAGCUUACAAGGAUAUCGGUACUUGGAACUCUUGGGAUCCUGAAGGAGUUACCAUCAAUGACAUUGUGUGGCCAGGGCACCAGCACGUACCUCCUCCAGGCGUACCUGAGAAGUUCCACCUCAAGAUUGUCUUCCUGGAGGAACCACCAUACAUCAGUCUAGCAUCCCCUGACCCGGUCACAGGCCAGUGUAACGCAAACCGAGGUAUCCUCUGCAGGGUGGCCACUGACGCCAUGAUGGCCAACGUGGUGAACCAGACACUAGCACAGCAGAACAGCACCUACUACCAGUGCUGUUCUGGCUUCUGUAUAGAUAUGCUGCAGAAAUUCUCCGACGAGCUAGGCUUCUCUUACGACCUCUUCCGUGUGGAGGACGGCAAGUGGGGCACCUUGGAGGGACACAAGUGGAACGGACUGGUGGCAGCACUGAUGAACCACAGAGCAGACAUGGCACUGAGUAGUUUCAAAAUUAACUCUGAGAGGGAGAGUGUGGUUGACUUCACCGUACCUUACCUGGAGUCUGGGAUAGCUAUUGUCGUGGCCAAGAGGACUGGUAUUAUAUCUCCCACCGCCUUCCUGGGUAAAUACGACACAACCUCAUGGAUGUUGACUUCCCUUGUGUUGACUGGGAUUAUAUCUGCCACUGUCUUCCUGGCUUUAUUUCCCUCCCCUGGGGGGUUUUACCCCAACCUGGGGAUAGCCCCUCCCAGAGACCACAAGUUCUCACUGCUGAGGACCUACUGGCUGGUGUGGGCAGUACUGUUCCAGGCGGCAGUACACGUCGACUGUCCCAAGGGAUUCACUGCCAGGUUCAUGGCCAACAUCUGGGCCAUGUUUGCUGUGGUCUUCUUGGCCAUCUAUACUGCUAACCUGGCCGCCUUCAUGAUCACCAGGGAGGAGUACCAUGAUCUAUCUGGCAUCGAUGACCACAGGCUUCAGAACCCUUACUUCAGGAAGCCUCCCUUCAGGUUCGGCUUCGUUCCCUUCACCAACACUGAGACCAUCAUGGCCAAACACGAACCUGAGAUGUUUCAGUAUAUGAGACCAUUUAACAAGUCCAACAUUAACGACGGUAUCAAGGCCAUUAAGAAGGGUCAAUGUCAGCAUGACAGCAGGCGUGGUGGUAGUGAGGUAAUAAUGGUGAUGAAAUCAGUCUCAUACCUUGUAGAAGUAUUUGAGAUGGUCAAACUAGCUGGAGAAAGAGUUCAUGGUCUGGACAUUGUUCCAGUGUUCCAGUUCCAUGGUGACAUGGAGAGGAUCCAGCGGUUUUGGUUGACCGGAGCUUGUAAACCCAAGAAACAGAGUAAGAGAGCCUCUGAACCCCUGGCACUGGAGCAGUUCCUCUCCGCCUACCUCCUCCUCUUCUCCGGUGUUCUCCUUGCUCUUAUUCUCCUCCUUCUUGAGCAUCUCUACUUCAAAUACGUGAGGAAGCAUCUGGCCAAGACGGACUCGGGUGGAUGCUGCGCCCUCAUCUCUCUGAGUAUGGGUAAGUCUCUGACCUUCAGAGGUGCAGUAUUUGAGGCUCAAAAUAAAUUACGUCGUCAUCGCUGCCGUGACCCUCUCUGCGACACUCACAUCUGGAAGGUCAAACAUGAACUCGAUAUGGCCAGAGUGAAGAUUAAGCAACUCGAGAAGGAACUCGAGUCUCAUGGAGUUAAACCCUCGAGGAAAUUCGCCACGAGGGUAUUACGCAUGAUGGAUUUGUCAUAUGCUUAUGCAAAGUCUGUGUAUAUUACUUCUGCAUUUGAUUUUCCUUUCCAGUGCAUCAAGGCCAUGUCAUAG
Cherax quadricarinatus is the source of this 2520-nucleotide messenger RNA. NCBI's taxonomy places the organism in Eukaryota, Metazoa, Arthropoda, Malacostraca, Decapoda, Parastacidae. The record is from RefSeq and is a predicted model, not a curated record.